Paramacrobiotus metropolitanus is the source of this 3821-nucleotide messenger RNA. RefSeq names its product L-fucose kinase-like. The transcript is spliced from 23 exons. Gene Ontology annotation, biological process: GDP-L-fucose salvage. The record is from RefSeq and is a predicted model, not a curated record. Lineage: Eukaryota; Metazoa; Tardigrada; Eutardigrada; Parachela; Macrobiotidae. The coding region runs from base 260 to 3565 and encodes 1101 amino acids. Gene Ontology annotation, molecular function: fucokinase activity; ATP binding.
UUUGGCAAGCGGCAAGCCACGCCAACAGGUGCAAUAUUUUGUAAACACCAAAUACGAAAAAUAAACACACAAUGUAUGCCUUAAACUUCGUUUUAAGUAUUUGAUGAUUUUUUGGAUGUCUGUUGAUUUGGAUAGACUAUCCAGGAUAGUUAAUCUUAAGUUUUUCGGCGCUGUCCAAACCAUUGGACACUGACAGGAUACUGUACCCAAUACCCAUCACGUUUGUAGCUCUGGCCUCUGGUCUCUGCGAAGUGCAGGCAUGGAUAAUCGCGAUGGGGACCUGACAUGGACUGCCAUUGUCGCCACGACACGUACCACUGCAGAAGCAAAGGCAGUCGAGAAAGAGCUCCUUGUGUAUCGGCGAAAGGGAAUUAUUCCUUCCAGCACGCAUGUGCUGACCAUUGACGAUCCAUUUUCACAGACAGGGAACGGCAUCGGAAGUGGAGGAGCUACGAUAAAUGCCUUAUUGUACGCAGUCGAGCAGCUGUGCUCUUUACGCGGUUACCAGAUUCUCUCUCCGGAAGUUCUGAUUGGCGCAAGAAUUCUCAUAUUUCAUCAUGGACGACCAUAUCCUUUCGGCAGUUCGUCUCGAGCGUUUUCCCUGCUUCCUCAUUGCGAAAUUUUAUCAGAAGAUUACGUGGAAAUGGCAUCGAAUAUUUUGCAGCUGUAUAAUUUUGUAACGGAAAAGCUGAUGCCAGAAUUCGGUGAUGGAGUUUGGAUAUGCAGCACGGAUAUGCUUAUUGAAUAUGCCAACUCUGCAAAACUAAUAAAAAGUAUCGCUAGACCGGAUGCUUGCAUAAUCACUGUCGGCGCAACACCUGAAUAUGCGUCAUAUCACGGGACUGUCCUGACAAAUGAAGAUGGGUCUGUAAAAGACAUUCUCUAUGCUGCUCAAACCGCGAGGCUUUCCCACUACGCCGUUGAUGGUUCCGUUAAGUUAAUCAGUGGAAUUGUGUAUGUUUCUCACGAAAUCGCGGAACGGUUGUUGUCCCUUCAAGCUGCCCCUCCGCUGGAAUGCUGCACUUAUAUGGGUUUCGACGUCGGCGCCCAUCCACAUCCAGUUUCUCUUUAUUUUGAUAUUAUCUUGGCGAUGUGCAAAGAUAUAAGUGAAGGCGAUUUCAUGCAUCGGUCCAGUAGCAUCACACGGAUGGACGCACGCGAGGGCGGAGAUGCCGAUCGGGAUACGGCUUUCAAAGUGCGCCGCUUGAUUUGGGAUAAUAUGCGACGGUUUUCUCUUUACUCAGCUCAUGUCGAUGAUUCGGCUCACCAUUAUUUUUCCGUUGGACUUUGCCUUCAAGAGCAUUUGAAGACGAUCUACUUGAAUUCCAAGUCGAAGGCUGUACAUACGGUUAUCAGUUCUUCCCGUGAAAAUAAACUGGAUGAAGCUAAGGAGGAAAUAUACGCAAUUAACACGUGUUUUUCAAAUUCGCGUUUAUAUGAGGGGCCAGUUUAUGCAUUCAACUCAUUUAUUGAUGAUGGGUUAAUUUUACAACCCAAUACCUGUGUCCAAAAUAUAGACACGCGACAAUCCGGAAAUGCGAUUUCUAACAAUCUGACAUUGAAAUCGGGUUUAUGCUUACAAGAGAUCCAAAUGAUUCUGCAGUCCCAAACAAAUACUAACAUUCGAGUGCCGGUGGUUUACGGUAUAUCGGAUGUUUUGAUGGAGCCAUUUCGCCCGGAAGGGAAAUAUUGUGGUUUGAAGUGGGACGAGUUUUUCAAAGCUACACAGUUAACCGAGCUUGAUUUGUGGCCAGCAAAAAAUACUAGAAAAUCUAUAUGGACGGCAAAACUUUUUCCAGUUUUGACGUCUGCAGGCGAGCCCAAACUGGAUGGGUUGUUCUGGGCAUUCGACAACCUUACGAAUAAUCAGUUGGAUCCAGAAAAAUGGAGAUUUUCUUGGCGCUAUUCCUUGGAAGAAAUCUUUUUGAGAUUGGACACAGCUGCUGAGUUUGCUUUGAAACGUUUCCUUUUUUACGAUAUUUUGGUGGAAAAGCUGAUGACCGUUCUGAAUCAGGGACAAGAUUUUUAUUUUGUACCAUAUUUUAAUUCUGCUGUUGUGGAUGGUUUCGCGGAAAAAAUUUUGAAUGCUUUGGAUAUGGUGGCCGCGGGAUCGUCGCAUGGUGUGGCUGCACGCACUCUUAACCUUAUUGGUGACAUGAUAUCCAGCAUGGCGCAAGGGCAUGGAGGGCUGCGAAGUGGACCUGCAGCAAACGAGGCAUUCCAGCAUGCUUUUCAAGCGUUCGAAAAUGGUCAUAUACAGAGUGGUGUGUAUCUUAUGGCCAAGGAACGGAAAAGCUGGUUAUCAAGGCCUGAUUUGAUGAUUCGUUGCGCAAGGCAUUACGAAGGAGCGUCCCAAAUUCUGUGCCGAAAAGCUGUUGCUGCAGCCAAGCAGUUUAUCAAACUGGAUUCGCAAGAGCUCCCUCUUAAGUCGCCGUAUACCACGUGGUUCAUCGCAGAGUGCGGUGCGCGCAUUGACCUUUCUGGCGGAUGGACAGAUACACCCCCAAUAGCUUAUGAAAAGGGUGGUGUGGUUGUCAACGCCGCUCUGCUUAUUAACGGGAAGCGACCUAUUGGGGCAAAAGCUAGACGCACGCAAAGGUUCAGCAUUGUGCUGAUAAAUGAGUUUGCUGAUAGUCUCGGAGGGAACGAACUGACACAGUUGGCAGAUCUGAAGGAUUAUUGUAUACCAAGCGCUCCUGGGGCCCUACUAAAGGCGUGCAUUCUGUUUGCGGAAUUGGUGGAUAUGUAUUCACAACAGUCGCUAGAGGAUCAGUUACGAUCAAAAUGGGGAUGUGGCUUUGAAAUUGCCACUUGGUCGAAUUUGCCUCAGGGUUCCGGAUUAGGGACCAGUAGCAUUCUAGCAGCAGCGAUCAUAUCGGCAUUGUGGUCAGUUGCGGAAAAGAAGUUCGAUAAUUCCGCUGUCAUUCAUGCCGUUUUAUGCGUGGAACAAAUGCUGACUACAGGAGGCGGUUGGCAAGAUCAAGUUGGAGGUGUCUAUGGCGGAUUCAAGGUCGGAUCAUCUCCGGCUGCGCUGCCUCUACACGUCAGUGUUCAGCCUAUUCCGAUUGGGGCUAACAUUGUGGAUGAGCUGAAUUCGAGGAUAGUUUUGAUAUAUACUGGAAAACCCCGCUUGGCCAAGAAUCUUUUGCAAAACGUUGUAAGGAACUGGUAUGCCAGACAGCCACAUGUUGUGCGCACAUGCACGGCCUUAGUGGAUAACGCAAAAGAAUGCAUGGACUCAUUGACAAUGUGGAAUUUUGAAAAGUUCUGCUCCUGCAUUGUGAAUUACUACGAACAGAAAAAGUUAAUGGCCGCUGGCACGGAACCGGCUAGUGUCGGAAAAAUCAUCGAUGCUAUGAAACCAUACAUAUGCAGCCAUACAUUAGCCGGUGCAGGAGGUGGAGGAUUUUUAUUCUGUUUGCUGAAAAAUUCAUCUGAUCGAGAAAAAAUUGCUGCUCUGAUUGGCAACAUAAAGGGUGCAGAGGCUGCGGCGAUUUAUUCAGCAUCCAUUGAUGAAGAAGGGAUCAAAAUUUUCACUGCCGAAGAAGAUUCUGCGGCUAAAUGAAUUUUGAAAUUAACUAUCCAGAAUGCACGGGGAUAUGGUUUAUUUGUAAUGUACGAAAACACUUUGCUCGAACAUCACAUUCCAUUUGAAAGGUUGCUCACAAGUCUGACUGAAGUUGUUGUUACAAAAUGAAAUUUUAUUGAUUUUAAAUGAUUGUAUUUCAUUUAUAUUCCAGUGAGUUUUAAAAAAAGAUGUACUUUUAUGUGUUUCACGCUGCCUUUAUUCUUGCGCAGUGCGAUAUCAGAACAAAAAUCAA